Molecule: messenger RNA, 4587 nt
Organism: Closterium sp. Naga37s-1
Lineage: Eukaryota; Viridiplantae; Streptophyta; Zygnematophyceae; Desmidiales; Closteriaceae
Source: the annotation of a GenBank genome assembly
AUGGCAGCUGUCGCCUGGGAAUGGCAGCUGUCGCCUGGGAAUGGCAGCUGUCGCCUGGGAAUGGCAGCUGUCGCCUGGGAAUGGCAGCUGUCGCCUGGGAAUGAAGCGCAAGGUCCGCGCAUGGAGGGGAGACGUCGCUGGCGCAUCAGAAGUCGCACAGGCAGGCACUGGCCAACGCACCUACGGCGAGGGGUGCGGGAGAGUGAGUGGAGGGGAGAAAGGGAGGGGAGGAGGGGUGUGAGGAGGUUGGAUGGGGGGGGCGGCUGCUGCUAUUCCUGUGCUGCACUCCUGCCGUUUCAGGUGAGCGUGGGGGAAGAGGGGGAGUAUGGGGACGGGGAAAAAGGGGAAGGGGCGGAGUCUUGUCUUGAGAGUGGCUUACUUGACUCACAAGCACCUGCUUGCCUGUAUGCACUCCUCCCUCUCAUGCCACCUUUCUUCUUCCUGUGCCCUCCCCCUCCCUUCCAUGCCCUCCCCCUCCCUUCCAUGCCCUCCCCUCCCUUCCAUGCCCUCCCCCUCCCUUCCAUGCCCUCCCCUCCCUUCCAUGCCCUCCCCCUCCCUUCCAUGCCCUCCCCUCCCUUCCAUGCCCUCCCCCUCCCUUCCAUGCCCUCCCCCUCCCUUCCAUGCCCUCCCCUCCCUUCCAUGCCCUCCCCCUCCCUUCCAUGCCCUCCCCCUCCCUUCCAUGCCCUCCCCCUCCCUUCCAUGCCCUCCCCCUCCCUUCCAUGCCCUCCCCUCCCUUCCAUGCCCUCCCCCUCCCUUCCAUGCCCUCCCCCUCCCUUCCAUGCCCUCCCCCUCCCUUCCAUGCCCUCCCCCUCCCUUCCAUGCCCUCCCCUCCCUUCCAUGCCCUCCCCCUCCCUUCCAUGCCCUCCCCUCCCUUCCAUGCCCUCCCCCUCCCUUCGAAGCCCUCCCCCUCCCUUCCAUGCCCUCCCCUCCCUUCCAUGCCCUCCCCCUCCCUUCCAUGCCCUCCCCUCCCUUCCAUGCCCUCCCCCUCCCUUCCAUGCCCUCCCCCUCCCUUCCAUGCCCUCCCCUCCCUUCCAUGCCCUCCCCCUCCCUUCCAUGCCCUCCCCUCCCUUCCAUGCCCUCCCCCUCCCUUCCAUGCCCUCCCCCUCCCUUCCAUGCCCUCCCCUCCCUUCCAUGCCCUCCCCCUCCCUUCCAUGCCCUCCCCUCCCUUCCAUGCUCUCCCCCUCCCUUCCAUGCCCUCCCCCUCCCUUCCAUGCCCUCCCCUCCCUUCCAUGCUCUCCCCCUCCCUUCCAUGCCCUCCCCCUCCCUUCCAUGCCCUCCCCUCCCUUCCAUGCCCUCCCCCUCCCUUCCAUGCCCUCCCCCUCCCUUCCAUGCCCUCCCCCUCCCUUCCAUGCCCUCCCCCUCCCUUCCAUGCCCUCCCCUCCCUUCCAUGCCCUCCCCCUCCCUUCCAUGCCCUCCCCUCCCUUCCAAGCCCUCCCCCUCCCUUCCAUGCCCUCCCCCUCCCUUCCAUGCCCUCCCCUCCCUUCCAUGCCCUCCCCUCCCUUCCAUGCUCUCCCCCUCCCUUCCAUGUGCUCCCCCUCCCUUCCAUGCGCUCCCCCUCCCUUCCAUGCCCUCCCCUCCCUUCCAUGCGCUCCCCCUCCCUUCCAUGCCCUCCCCCUCCCUUGCGUGCUCUCCCCCUCCCAUCCGUUCCCACCUCCCUUGUGUGCCCCCACCUCCCCCUCACGCGCCCAUGCACCCAAUCGCCCACAACAGGGUUGCCAUGCAUCGUGCAAGGCUGCCAGCCGGCUGGUCGCGUCAGGGAAUCGAGGCGAGCGGAGAAUGUGUGGCGCCUGGGCACUCAUGGAAGCUCAUAGUAUCCCUUUCCUACCGCGCCCUGCACCCAAUCGCCCUCCCCUGGCAGUGCUGGCACGCAUUGUGCGAGGCUGGCAGACGGCUAUGCUGGCACAGGUGGUGCGAGGGUGGCAGCCGGCUAGGCGCUUCAGGGAAUGGAGGCGAGCGGAGAAUGUGUGCCGCCUGGGGGACCCGGUGGUAGCUUGCUCCGAGGAUGAACUGCUGGUGGGCCUAAAGCUGUCUCAAGCCGGCAUCAGGGGAAAUCUCUCUGAUCAGCUUGGCAAGCUCACCGCCCUCACCUCCCUGCAGCUGGACGGAAAUCAGCUCAACGGCUCUCUGCCCUGGUCCCUGGGGGACCUAACCAACCUGCAAAUCCUCAAUCUGGGCGGGAAUCAGUUCGAAGGCAUGGUACCAGCAUCCAUCACGAAACUCAAGCACCUUCACACCCUUCGACUGGAGCGCAACGGAUUCUCCAACUCUCUGCCUGCCAACUUCUCAGCGCUCACCAAACUCAGCCUCUUUUUCGCCAACAACAAUUCCUUCUCGGGCCCUCUGCCGUCCUUCUUUGGCAGCAUGACCAAGCUACAGGAGCUAAAGCUCUACUCCAACCCCAUGGGAGGGUCGCUGCCGGAGUCCUUCUCGCAGCUCAAGAACCUCACCCACCUCCAUCUAACGGACAUGGGUCUGUCAGGCUCCAUCCCUGACUCGUGGGGCCACAUGACGAGCCUUCAGUACUUCCAUUUGAGUCGCAACAAUGUCUCGGGCACACUUCCAAUCUCGCUGGGGGAACUCACCAAUCUUGUUGAAUUGUCUGUCGGCCACAAUCCGCUGCUGGAGGGCAAGCUGCCGCCCUGCUGGGCCACCGUUCAGUCCCUCGGCACUCUCACGCUCACUAACACCAAGCUGCACUGCCCCACGCACCCUGUCGACUCCUGCUGUCCCGGCACCCUUCAGACGGACCUGCCCUACUGCUCCCUCCUCUGCCAAGACUUCUGCAAGGCCUGCCAGCCACCAGUGCUAUCGACAUCAGGCAUAGCAGGCCUUGUGGUGGGGAGUGUGGUGAUUGUGCUGGUCGUGCUGCUCGUAUCGCUCUACGUGUGGUACUACUACUGGGGACCCGGCAGCCGCAAGGCGUGGGAGAGGGAUCUACAGCAGGGCUUCAGGAGGUAUACGUGGAGGGAGGUGAUGGAGGCGACCAACCAGCUGAGCCCCGACAACCUUCUGGGCAAGGGCGGCUUCGGCUCCGUCUACUGGGGCGUCAUUGGCGGCUCGCAGCAGAGCGGGUGGAGCUCGCGGGUGUGGAAGCGGGCUGAUGCCAGCAGCAGAACAAAAAGCAGUUUCAUGAGUGGGGGCAGUGGCACGAGUGGGGGCAGUGGCACGAGUGGGAGCACAACUUCUCUGGUUGAAGCUGCUGCUGGUGCCAAGGGUGCGGGGUCGGGUGGCAAGGUGGCCGGCAGCACUGAUGGGUCGGAUGGCGGUGUGCGUGGGUCGGGCGGCGGUGUGCCUUGCGCGGGCGGCGGUGUCCAUGUGGUGGGCGGUGGCAUGGAGGUGGCUAUCAAGCGGGCGGCUGCUGUGGAGCGAUCGACUAGUAUCGCCACCAUGUUUGAAGAGGAGGUGAAGGCGGUGUCCAAGUUGAGCCACAAGUACCUCGUGCGCCUCCUCGGCUACUGCAACGAGAACAACGAGCAGGUGUUGGUCUACGAGUAUGUGCGCAACGGCCCACUCAGUGACCAUCUAUACGCCAAGUUCCAAGGGCACUUGCUCACCUUUGAGGAGCGGCUGGAUGCAGCGCUGGGAUUGGCGGAGGGGCUCAGGUACCUGCACUGCCAUGCAGAGAAGCCCAUUGUCCACCGCGAUAUCAAACCUUGCAACGUGCUGCUCACAGAGGAGUACCAGGUGAAGAUAGCUGACUUCGGGCUGCUGAGGCUGCUGGAUGAUGGGGCGGCCAGAGAGGGCGCGUACACACGAGUGGCGGGCACGAGGGGGUACCUGGACCCGGAAUACAUGACGUGUGAGAAGGUGUCCACUGCGAGCGAUGUGUACAGCUACGGUGUGCUGCUACUGGAGAUGGUGACAGGGCGGCCAGCCACGGCCAGGGACCCGGAGGAUGAGUCCUGCCUUAUCCACAUCACAACCUGGGCGGUGCCAUACAUAGAGCGCGGGGAGGUGCGGGUGAUAGCGGACGCGCGCAUCGCCUCGCCGCUCAACCUGCCCUUUCUGCUGCAGAUGGCGCGCACUGCCGCCCACUGCGUGCAGCUGCCGUCCACGCGCCGCCCGGACAUGGCUGAGGUGGCACGCGUCAUGCUGGACGCCCGGAGAGGCUUCCAUGCUGCUGCCUCUGCUGCUGCUGCUGGCGCCGCUGCUCUUGCCGCUGCCGGUUCUGCUGGUGCUGCUGGUGGGCCAGGGGUGCAGGGAGGCAGACAGGGAGGGGUGGGGGGAGCGGCAGCAGCAGGAGGAGGAGGAGCAGGGGUGAUAGGUGGGGCUGCUGCACUGGCGGCGCAUGUAUCGAGAGGAAUAACGGCUGGGGCAAGGGCGCUGGGGGGGAAGGGGGACGCGCAAGGAGGGGAGGUGGGGAGGAGUGGGAGUGGGAGUGGCAGGAGCGGUAGUGGGCGUCUGGGAGGCAGCCUUAGGUUCAUGGAGAGUGAGAGCAUGAGGAGGUGGGUGCAGUACUUUGCAGGGGGUGGCGGUGCGAGUAGGAGAGACACUGAGAGCUUUGAGGAGAUUAUGCCGAGCAGUACACUGGAGAGCUCAGGGAGAGAGUGGAAUAGUGCAGCUGAGUCGGAAGUGUAUGUGCGAUAG